AGUUCGCUGGAGCAGGGCAUAUCAUCAGGAGCAAUGUCUUCGCUCUACUUAUGUGGUCUAAUUUUGCUGCUUGUACCAUGUAUAUGUCUUGUUGGAGGCAGUCAGAUUGGUGGGUGGACAAAGCUCUCUAUGUUCCCGGUAUGUUUUGAGGGUCAAGCUAAUCGCUAUGGCCACUUUGUGUACAUGGGUGAAUCGAAACUCGUGGCCGCCAUAAAGCUGGUGUACUUAUCAGGAAACAUAAGGUGUGUUAAGGACACGGCAUACAACAGUCACUGGGGUUGUCAUCACUACUCAUCAUACAUUAACUACCCCCUUAACGUUGUCAUCACUGAUCAAGAAAACAACAUCCUGUACCCUGAAUCCAGUUACUUCAAAAACGCUGGCUUGUGGUAUUAUCUUCCUGGUACGGAUGACCUCGUCACCAGUGAGUUGGUGUUUGUGAACUACGCCAUCCCGUUUUGGCUGGAAAAACAUCGACAGCUGAGGAUCUGGUACGGCGAGGAUCUCAAAAACUGGAACGAGGGCGAUAAUCAAGGCCGAGUAUGCGUGGCAGUGUUCGCCAAAUUUUAUGACUGAAUUACAUCAGUGAAAUAAAAGCAUUAUUAUCGAUAAA
Messenger RNA from Exaiptasia diaphana, 613 nucleotides. RefSeq lists its product as uncharacterized. The transcript has 3 exons. NCBI's taxonomy places the organism in Eukaryota, Metazoa, Cnidaria, Anthozoa, Actiniaria, Aiptasiidae. The record is from RefSeq and is a predicted model, not a curated record. Bases 34 to 576 code for a protein of 180 amino acids.